This is a messenger RNA of Hypomesus transpacificus, 5019 nucleotides long. Its product is annotated as ETS-related transcription factor Elf-2-like. The record is from RefSeq and is a predicted model, not a curated record. Gene Ontology annotation, molecular function: DNA-binding transcription factor activity, RNA polymerase II-specific; sequence-specific DNA binding. Lineage: Eukaryota; Metazoa; Chordata; Actinopteri; Osmeriformes; Osmeridae. Gene Ontology annotation, cellular component: nucleus. Gene Ontology annotation, biological process: regulation of transcription by RNA polymerase II; cell differentiation. The coding region runs from base 1631 to 3733 and encodes 700 amino acids. The transcript is spliced from 10 exons.
ACCCAACUUGCUGUAUGUGGUUGGUUUGUUUCGGUCCUACUGACCUCCCUGCAUUCUAUGUUUAUGGACAGUUUUGCAAGUUAAUGCUACACCGCUAACUGGCGUCAUCAAUGAUUCAUAACGUCAAGGUUUUACUAGCCUAGAUUAAGGUUUUUUUCUUCCCCCUGCUAUUAGCAAGUCAAGAUGAUGUGGCAAACCUUGUCAGUGUCACAAGUCUUGCUCUUUGGCGUUUUAAAAAUGUAAUUCCCUGGUUGUAAAACCUUCAAAGGGAUUGUAUGGGCAGCGUCAUGGAGCUGUUGUCUUGGCCCCCGGCCUAUAGGUCUGGUAGGACCCGUUUGGUGGUGGAAAGUCUAGUUUGGCAGACUUGCUCGUCAAGCCCUUUGGGCUCGUUUCAGAGCGUGAAGGAGGGGUGGGCCGUCUCUAAAGUGGGAUAGUGUCUCCAACCUCGUUUUGUCCAAGGAAUGACUCAGUAUUUAAAGGAGUGUAUCUGUAUUGGAAAGAAAAAGAGAUGGCUUAAAGAUUAACUCCCUUUUAAGACUAACAAUUUAGCUAUUUCUAUUUUGGGGCGCAGGGUAGUUUUGGUGUGGACUACAAAAAAUGUAUGCAGAGAAACAGACAAGCAGCCAUAGAGUUUGGGCGAGGAAGAGAGCGGGAAAGACAGCCAGGCACAGUGUGGGAAAGAGAGAGAUCAACAGAGAGCUGGUAUCCGCUUUUCCGACAGCAUCAUUUUAAUGAAGGUCCCGUCUGGUUAUCAUCUUAGUGCCAAUGGAAUUGAAACCUGCAGACAAUGCAAUCUUCAAGGCCUUGCGACUGCAAGUAUACACUCUUUUUCUCAUGCACACACACACACACACACACGGAACCAGAGCAACAGUGUGCAUGGUUGUUCCAGACUGAGCCAGUUUCCAGAUCUGUCACAGCUGUGUGCUGAUGAAUAAUUGAUGAAUGAAGGAGGUUCCAUUAGAACAGAUCCCGGGUCAGUCUCAGGGAACGUCACACCAGCCUGGCCUAUCUAUUAUAGAUGGCUGAGUUUGGUGACCGUGACAGAGGAGAGGCAGCUCAACAGCUGUGACUGGAGGACAAAUGGUGCUCUCCUUCUCUUUUCCUGGGAGUGCUGUUGGGAUCCAGACAAGAUGAAAGAGCUGAUGAUGGUUCCAUUUCAGUGAGUUUCCUGCCGUGCUUUUCACCAAAGUGUUUGUGUGAGCGAUUUGUACUCUCCCUGUCUGCCUGAUCGUCCCUUGUCGGAGCUCUACGGAGCAGGAAAUGAAGGAUCUCGCUGUAGCUAAUGGCAAUGGUUGCCAUGGUGCCCCCCCCCCCCCCCCCCACAGCCCCCACUCUGAGCCAUCCUCUACACCAAGAGGGAGGUAACUGAGCUAACUUCCUGUUUUAGUUUUGAUUCCUGACUCAGUGGACAGGCACUUCCUGUGUUGGGUAGCCAAGAGAGACGAGAUGGGAAGGGGGAGGUAGGAGGCCUCACAGAAGCCUGGGACUGCAUUCUGAUUGGGCCCUCAGAUGAGAGCAUAGGGAUUGCAAGAGAUCCGGUGUUGGCUGGGCGUAUUUCCGGGCGCAGCCACACAGAGGGUCCAGUGCGAGGGGCAGGCGUUGAGCCAGGGCUGGACGGGCAUGCAUCAUGACCUCGGUGGUGCUCGUCGACAGCGGAGGGGCGGUGGUGGAGUAUGUCACCGCAGUGGAAGACCCUCAACAGGAGGAGGGCCAGUGUGAAGUUGAGGUGGAGAUGGAGGGCGAGGCAGAGGGCGAGGUAGAGGGGGAGGCCUACGAGGAGGAGGUGGAAGCAGGGGCUGGAGAGGAGGAGGAGGUGGAAGGGGAGUACCAGGCAGUGAUUGUAGAGGAGGUUCCAGGCGCGGGGCUGGGGCAGGAGUUGGAGCAGUGCUUCUCAGCCCAGGUACUGGUGUACGAUGACGGGACUUACCUGAUGCAUGACGUGGGGGACGAGCAAGAGGUGGAGACUGAGACAGUGGAGACAGUGGAAGCGUCUGUCCAUGGCAGCAGCAUCCACUGCUCAGACAAGACCAUCGAGGCAGCAGAGGCCCUGCUGCAUAUGGACUCACCUUCCAGCCUGCGGGGGGACCGCAGUCCAGAUGUGUUUGUGCCGGCAUGCGUGGCCACACCGGACUUCCUGCACGCCGCCAUGCGGCCCGACGCCAUGACUGAGACCGUGGUGGAGGUGUCAACGGAGGACUGCGAGGAUGACUGCCCCAUGGAGGUCACCCUCAUCGAGGAGCCCGACCUGGAGCCGGAGCCUGACCACGAGCCUGUCAAGAGGAAGAAAGCCGGGCGGAAACCCAAGACUCACCAUGCAGCCAUACCCAACGGAUCACCUGACCUCGGCAUUAAGAAGAAACCCAGAGAGGGGAAAGCGGGCAGCACCACCUACCUGUGGGAGUUCCUGCUGGACUUGCUCCAGGACAAGAACACGUGUCCCAGGUACAUCAAGUGGACCCAGAGGGAGAAGGGCAUCUUCAAGCUGGUGGACUCCAAGGCUGUGUCCAAGCUGUGGGGGAAGCACAAGAACAAGCCUGACAUGAACUACGAGACCAUGGGCCGGGCGCUCAGAUACUACUACCAGAGAGGCAUCCUAGCCAAGGUCGAAGGUCAACGUCUGGUGUACCAGUUCAAGGAGAUGCCCAAGAACAUUGUGAUCAUCGACGAUGACAAGGCAGACUCCGAUGAUCUCAAUGGCCAGGAGUGUGCCUCUUACGAGAGGGUCCCGCCCCCGUCCGAAACGCUGCUCAGCGCCGUCGAGCUUUCCAAGACACCCAACAUCCUGCGGGGCGGGGCCAGGGCUGUGGUGCACUCCCCCGUCGUCAAGGGUAGCAAGGCGUCGCUGGUGGGGGGAGGGGCCUUGGCGGCGGGAGUCCAGCGGAUAAUGACGGUGUCUGCGGCGACAGACGGGAGCCAGACGCAACAUUCUCACACAACCAUCAUCCCCACUGCAGCCGGACCCAGGACGGUUCGGGUCGCCAUGCAGGUGCCGGUGGUCAUGACGACGUCGAUGGGCCAGAAAAUCUCCACAGUUGCUGUGCAGCAGGCUCAAGGGACUACGGUGGCGUCGGGCCACACCCUCCUCACCAACGCCUCGCAGACGGGCAACGCCAACACCCAGCAGAAGGUCAUGAUCCAGACCAUCCCCACCAUGGUCCCUGCCACGGCGGAGAAUGGAGACAAGAUCACCGUCCAGCUAGCCAAGAUCAUUACCAUCCCCGCCCACCAGCUGGCUCAGUGCCAGCUCCAGACCAAGUCUGGCUUCGGGGCUUCCUCCCAGGGCAUCAGUCUCCUGGGGGGCCCCCUCACUGUCCGUGCCCUGACCCCUGUCUCCAUGGCGCCCGGUACCCAGGUGAUGAGGCUGGCGGUGCCCGCCCAGCAGACGCAUCCACAUCAUCAUCAGCAGCUUCACCAUCAGCUGGUGGUGUCGCAGGCAGGCGGGACUCCGGUGGUUACCAUGACCACGGCCAAUCCCACGGUGGCGGUGGUGGCGCCCCGCAUUGUCAGCAGCAUCAUCAAGAGCAGGGAGGCGGUGGCAGGAGGGGGAGGGAGGACUGGGGCGGAGCAGGCAGCGGUCCAGGUGAUACCGGUCCUAUCCGGGCCCAACCAGACAGGGGCGGACAGAGUGAACCAGGACGCCACUGAGGUCACGCCACUCGUCACCCAAUCAGAAGCUGCAGGCGGGGAGGUCGGCACUGUCGUUAUCAAAUCUGAAGAGCCGGAAUGCUGAGAAAAACAGAGACUUGAGAGGGAUUGGUGGACGUACAUACACACACACACACACACACACCUAUCAAAGCCCACCCAACCACCCCUAUUUGCCUUAGGGGAGGGUGGGGGCACAGUACAAGUUGGCCCCACAUUUUUGUUGGUUCUUUUUAUUAUUGAAACUACUUUGAGACACUUUGAAAACUAAAGUUCCCAUCAUGCCUCCCUUCUUUCGGGCUUGUCCACCUCUGUUCUUCUCAGAUCUCCGGUUCCCAAAGUGGAACCCAUAGACAUAAAAAUCCGGCAAAUGACAUUUGAAGAGACUUGUGUAGACAAAGGGACCAACUGGGAUCACUACAUUUUAACGGUCUUUCCUUGGAACGAUAAAUCGGAAGGGAUACCGCAACACUACAACAGGCAAAUAAUUCAAAUGAACCAGAAUGUGAACUGGGGAGGGGAGGAAGAAGUUUGUUACACUUUGUAUAGAAACCUUCUUUAUUUUUUUGCCUGUGUGUUUCUCUUGCAUUGACAAAGUAAAACCAGCAAUUUGUUUGACUAUCACUGUGCAGAACUUGUAUGACAGUGCCAGGUGCUAUGUCGGUCUCCCCUACACUCAGUGUCACACCACUGCCACAUACCAAUGCGCUCGCACUCACACACACUCACCAGGGACUUUUGGAAAGAGCGCUUUUAGGCUCCUGGAAGGCAAGUAAAGAAAAAGGGACUUGAUGUGUAUAUAUCUACUAUACAGUUUACGAAUUUUAAAACAAGAGCAGCCUUAGUUUUGAUGACUUCUUGUUUGUUUAUAAGCUAAUCUAGCUUUAUUUUUUUUCUUUGCAUAAUUUUUCUGACGAACAAUACCUUGUACCAAGCACAGUAUUACUGACGAGUACAGAAUCACUUAUUUAGUUAAAGUUCUCUCAGUGUAGGUCAGGCUCUUAAGAGUUCCUUCCGGUUGUGGCAGAAUUCCUGGAGUUUCUCCUAGUGGAAUGUUAACUCUUCCUCACCUCCCUUAUCUGUAAUAACUGACCUGGGUACCCUGCACUGCCCUUUUAAACGCUUCACUUCUAGCUAUUUGAAAUCGACAGGUUGUUCGGCAGCAUGAGUUUAUAACCCCCCCCCGACAUGUCCACUGCAUUUUGCCUUUCCUAGUUAACCGAUUUCGAGGGAGAAAGAGAUGUUUGCGUUCAGACUGAACUAGUUUGUAUAUUCAACAUUUGAAGUAUAUUCUAUUUUGUUGUACUCUUGUUUCAAAGUGUAUUCAAGUAGAUUUUACUGAAAUAUAAAAUCAAAAAACAUUUGAAACCA